Messenger RNA from Aplysia californica (California sea hare), 4580 nucleotides. Its product is annotated as alpha-L-fucosidase. Lineage: Eukaryota; Metazoa; Mollusca; Gastropoda; Aplysiida; Aplysiidae. Gene Ontology annotation, molecular function: alpha-L-fucosidase activity. Gene Ontology annotation, biological process: glycoside catabolic process; fucose metabolic process. Bases 44 to 1444 code for a protein of 466 amino acids. Gene Ontology annotation, cellular component: lysosome. The transcript is spliced from 8 exons. The record is from RefSeq and is a predicted model, not a curated record.
ACCUACGUUUUUAGUUUAGUUUCCAAACAUUACACAAGUGAACAUGUCGGCGUUUAAUUGUAUUGGCAACGGAGUUGUCUUUUGUUUGUUGGUUUCAGCUGCAUCUCUUUCCCUGCUUCAAGUAGUAAAUGCUUAUGAACCUAAUUGGAAGUCUCUAGAUUCGAGGCCUCUCCCUGGUUGGUACGAUGAUGCAAAGUUGGGCAUCUUCGUUCACUGGGGAGUCUUCUCCGUUCCCAGUUAUUCGUCGGAGUGGUUCUGGUGGAACUGGAAAGGCCUCCCGACGCCUGCUGUUGUUGAGUUCAUGUUACAGAAUUAUCCUCCCGACUUUACAUAUGCAGACUUUGGGAAGCAGUUCACAGCUGAGUUUUUUGAAGGAGGAGAAUGGGCAAACAUGUUUCAGAAGUCAGGUGCAAAGUACGUGGUCUUUGUAAGCAAGCAUCAUGAAGGAUACACGAACUGGCCGUCAAAAUAUUCCUUCAACUGGAAUUCGAUGGCCCUAGGACCAAACAGGGACAUUGUUGGUGAGCUCAUGAAUGCUACACGAAGCAAAACUGACCUGAAAUUUGGCCUGUAUCAUUCAAUGUUUGAGUGGUUCCACCCUUUGUAUCUUGCAGACAAGAAAUCUGGAUUUAAAAGUCAAGAUUUCGUUAAUCAAAAAACAUUGCCCGAGCUGUAUGAGAUUGUGGAGACCUACAAGCCUGAGGUGGUCUGGUCAGAUGGGGACUGGGAAGCUCCGGAUGUGUACUGGAAGUCUAAGGAGUUCCUGGCUUGGCUCUACACCAAUAGCUCGGUGAAAGACACUGUUGUGGUGAAUGACCGCUGGGGAUCCAACAUCAGUUGUCAUCAUGGCGGAGUCUACACUUGUGGGGACCGUUUUAACCCAGGUGUUCUGCAGAAACAUAAGUGGGAGAAUGCAAUGACCAUUGACAAGUACUCAUGGGGGUUCCGACGUAAUGCACGUCUCUCUGAUUACCUCACUAUUGAAGGACUGCUACAGACAUUUGUCAUUACUAUCAGCUGCGGAGGCAACAUGCUGAUGAAUGUGGGACCUCCCAAACAUGGCCAUAUUGUUCCAAUAUAUGAGGAGCGACUAUCUCAGAUGGGGUCCUGGCUGAAGGUCAACGGCGAGGGUGUCUAUGGUUCUCGGCCUUGGACUUCCCAGAACGAGACUGUGACUGAAGGUGUAUGGUACACCAAAAAAACAGAUGCCAGUGGUACUUCUGUGUAUGCGUUUGUUUUCAACUGGCCCGACACGGAUACUCUCAGACUUGACCUGCCUCAAGUGUCAUCAGCGACCAAGGUGUCUCUGCUGGGAUACCCGACGUUGCUGAGUUAUCAGACUCGAUCUCCCAAAGGGCUGAGCAUCUCAAUUCCAUUCAUCUCUAUAAACAAAAUGCCUUGUCAAUGGCUCUGGGUCUUCAAGAUCACUGCUGUGGAAAACUAAAACUUGAGAGAAGUGCAAUGAGUAAUUAUGUUAUUGUGUCAAGCUGUUUCUUUUUUACACAAACUUGAAAGUAAUUUAACUUAGUAUUGUUAACUUAUUGACAUUAAUUAUGUCACUCAUGGCUUUCUUAGAUUGUGUUCUACACAAAUAAGAAGUAGGUUAUGUUAAGAAACAGUAUGAGAUUUUUAGUAGUUGUAAAGCGCAUAAUAAUAAAUAAUAAUAAUAGCAUUUGUAUAGCGCAUACCCCCGUUUGACAGCAAGCUCUAUGUGCUUUGCACUAUUUUAUUUCUCCAGCAGACGCUAUAACACUCAGAAGCGUUUUGGGCUUCCUGUGAAGCAUACAGUGCAAGCAACCGAUUAAAUGCUCUAACACUAACAAACUGACGAGAUCUUUUGCUGUCUAUAGCUUGGUACCCAUUCUCACCUGAGUGAAGUGAGGAAAAUUAGUGUAAAGAGCCUAUCCUAGGGCACAACGUCAGGUACCUGACGGGAUUCGAACCCUUGACCUUACAGCUACGAGUCCGAGAGCCUAACCACUAGACCACUGACGCCACAAAGAGCACGCUGUAAAGUGUGGAUAUGCGCUAUAUAAAUGCAAUUAUUAUUAUUUAUUAUUAUUAUCUCCCAGGUCCUGUUCUAAAAUGAAGUUGAACUUUGGUUUCUCUUGUUUUACUUGGAAUUAUUUCAGUUGCACUAGGUCUCCAUAUGAAAGUGAUUUGUUCAAAUGUAGAGUGAAAGCAGGCUGACAGCUUGAAUAUGCUUUUUGAUUAGAUGUGAUGGUUAAAUUUGGUGUAAAUAUAGUUACACUUUUAUUAAAGAGUUAAAUUGUGUUGGUGAUUGAUACUGGUGUCUGUGUGUAGCGGUUAAGCUAAAUGAAUGUGUUGUUACUCCCCUGUUGACACAAUUUAGAUGAUUAUUGCCUGUGAGGGGCAACCCAGGCUGAGAGGGAUACAAUACCCAGCAGAAAGAUUGAGGCACUGGAAAAAAAUUCUCCCCCACUCAGGAAUUGAACUCAGUUCUCCUGGGAGAGACAGCGAAGUUCCUCCCUAUGGUGUCACCACAGACACUGGUAGUUUUUUCAUCAUCAUCAGUGCUAAAAAUGUGCGUUCAAUUUCCAAGUUGGGAAGAUUUUUAUCAGGUGUCUCUUCUCUGUCUUUCUGCUGGGAUGUAUGAAUAUUUACAAUUGAUGCAGCAUCACAGUUCUCCUGUGACUUGAAAAGUUAAAUACCACCAAAGUUGAAAUUUUAAUAUUUUACAUCUGAAUUUGAUGUAAACAUGUUUUGCACCAUGGAUUUGAUGGGUUAUGAGGCAAAUUGUUUUGAGGAAAAAUAUUUUUAUGUUCUACACAUUGCAAGCAUUGAAGUAUUGAGCCAAAAAGUGUUGUUAUGACUUUGGAUAUUUUUAUAUAGAGUCUAUCACCCGCUUGUUGAAAUGGGCAGGGCACGAACAUCUUUUCGUUAUGUACGAAUUUUGCUGUAAUUAUAAUAAUAUGUAAAUUUCAGGCUAUAUCAAGGUGGACAAUUGGGCCAACAUUGUACUUGAGUUAUGGCCCUCACCCUUAUGGCAGACACCAUGUCUUGCAUUUGAUUUUGAACAGUAUUGUCCAAAAUAUCUAUGUGGUUUUGUAAUUAAGAAAAAAAAUUUGAUGGCUUUUCAAUAUAUCCUGAAAUGGACAUACAUUAUCUGAUUUAUGUAAAUCCAACAUUUAUGUUACACAUUCCUUUUAGAGUCAUUCAGACACUUACCUUUCAUUAAUUUGACUUUGACAGACAGUGGAGUCCACUUAUACUGAAAUCUGCUGGACAGCCAGAUUUUCUUUGGUUUAGCCGGGUUUUCGGUGCAGAGGUCAAUAAAAGGAAAAUAUCUUUUAUUUCAUUUUGGUUUUACACCCUUUUUGGAUUAGCUGUGUUCAGUUUAAGUGGACUCCACUGCAGCUUUGUAAACAUUUAUUCAGCUUGUUUUUGUGUAGGUGAUCUCAAAGUUGAUUGACUAGUACAUUCCUUGUGUUGUCAUUUACUUCAGAUGCUGGAAUACGAGGAUGUUUGUAAAAUGGAUGUUGUCUUUUGCAAACUUCAUCUUGUUUCCUCCUGAGCGCAAACCACCCUGUUUGUUAUGUCAUUCAAUAAUCUAAUAUGACAUCACUUGAAAUUCAAAUGAUUGGUUCGAGAGCAGUCAUGUUAUAGAUUCAUUACGUGUAUCAUGUUGGCAAAUGAAGUCAAUAUAUUAACCAUUAGACGGCAACUUCUAUUAUGGUGCAUUGUGAUUCAUCUUUGUACUUAUUAAAAAAUGAAAAAAAAAGAAAUUGAAGAAGCUGCCUAAUGUGCCAUAAAAAUGCUUUAUAAUUCUUUCCUUGGCAGAGGUAUACAUUGAAGCACAGGAUUGUGCAGUGACCCUCUGGAUUCCAUGGGUAUCUAUUUUUUAAGUCACAGACUCAUCAUUUCAUGAUAUACAACUUUUGUCCUUUUUACCUCCCUGAGGCAAAAGUGUGAAAUUGUCUUCUGGGCCAUUUUUGAAGCCGUAUUAUGAUCAUUUUGAAUUGUCAGAUGUCUAUGAAAAAAAUUGAGCUAACUACAUGCACCAGUAAUUUUAUACUGAAGAAAUUUGGUUUUUGUAGUCAAGUUAGUUUAUGUGUGAGCUGUCUCUGAAAAUAAUAUUUUUCGUAUUUCUCAAUGUACACAAAAAUAUACAAUUUUAAACUUUCAUCAUUUUCUUAAAUAUCAUCCUAUUGCAAUAAAUUUGGUAUGAAUGUGGAUUGAUUUUUCUCUUAAAUCCAAUAUGAAAAUUUAGUGUUGGGUACUUAAUACAGUCCGUGCCGGCUUUAAGCACGCCGGCUUAAAGCACGUUUCGGACUCAAGCACGCUAAACGGUUAUUACCGAAUUUUUGCUAUAUAAAUUAUACGCCUUUAAGCACAGUAACUACGGCUUCAGGCACGCUUCAUUACAAGACAGUCAAUACUUUUAUGAUGACCCAUCGAAGACGAACACAGUCUACACUGCAGCAGUGGAGUGUGUUAAGACAAACACAGAGAACGCAAGUGAUGGAGACACCCACUCACACGCGCGGAGAUGAAGGCAGAAACUAGAGAGAUGCACGUAUGUACAUAGGAUCUAGCCUACCGCAAAGUUACACACAGAC